AUGUUAAACGCUUUCAGAAUUCUGGGAGAUUUCUCCCAUUUGGCCUCCAUUCUGAUAUUGCUGCACAAGAUGACGGAACUCAACGGCUGCGCCGGUAUCUCGUUCAAGUCUCAGGCUCUCUACUUCAUCGUCUACAUCACUCGAUACCUUGAUCUAUUCAGCACCGAGUCGCUCUACAAUAUCAUCUUCAAGAUUCUGUUCAUCGGCAGCCAGGGUUACAUCAUUUACCUGAUGACCACCAAGUACAAGGCCACGACCGACCCGAACCUCGAUACCUUCCGCGUCCAGUAUCUUUUGGGCGGAGCUGCCGUCCUUGCCAUCCUGCUACCCUACAAGUACACUUUCAACGAGAUUCUCUGGGCCUUCUCCAUCUGGCUCGAGGCUGUCGCCAUUCUACCCCAGCUCUUCAUGCUGCAACGCACUGGUUCCGCCGAGACCAUUACGACUCAUUAUCUGUUUGCCCUCGGUGCCUACCGCGCCCUGUACAUCCCCAACUGGCUCUGGAGGUACUUUACCGAGCCCAAGCAUCAUGUGGACUGGAUUGCCGUCGUCGCUGGUCUCAUUCAGACCGUCCUCUACUCGGACUUUUUCUGGAUUUACUACAACAAGGUCGUCAAGGGCAUGAAGUUCAAGCUCCCUGUCUAA
Molecule: messenger RNA, 645 nt
Organism: Pestalotiopsis fici W106-1
Lineage: Eukaryota; Fungi; Ascomycota; Sordariomycetes; Amphisphaeriales; Sporocadaceae
Product: ER lumen protein retaining receptor
Exons: 2
Coding region: 1-645 (214 amino acids)
Biological process (GO): protein retention in ER lumen; endoplasmic reticulum to Golgi vesicle-mediated transport
Cellular component (GO): endoplasmic reticulum; membrane; cis-Golgi network
Molecular function (GO): ER lumen protein retrieval receptor activity
Source: RefSeq, a predicted model, not a curated record